AUGCAGAGCAAAGACACAAUCAUAUGCAUCAGAUUUCUCUUGUGGUUUCUUCUCCUCUGUGUUCUUAUCAAGAAGUCACACACAGAAGAAGACAUUGUAAUUGCAACCAAGAGUGGAAGAGUCAGAGGAAUGAACUUGCCAGUUCUUGGUGGCACAGUAACAGCCUUUCUCGGAAUUCCCUAUGCACAGCCACCUCUUGGUAGACUUCGAUUCAGAAAGCCACAGCCCCUAACCAAGUGGUCCAAUAUCUGGAAUGCCACAAAAUAUGCAAACUCUUGCUAUCAGAACGUAGAUCAAACUUUCCCAGGCUUUCUUGGAUCAGAGAUGUGGCACCCAAACACAGACCUUAGCGAAGACUGCCUGUAUCUCAAUGUCUGGAUUCCAACACCUAAACCAAAAAAUGCAACUGUAAUGGUGUGGAUCUAUGGUGGUGGUUUUCAAACUGGAACAUCUUCUUUAUAUGUUUAUGAUGGUAAGUUUCUGGCUCGAGUGGAAAGAGUUAUUGUAAUUUCAAUGAACUAUAGGGUAGGUGCCCUAGGAUUCUUAGCUUUGCCUGGAAAUCCUGAGGCACCAGGGAACAUAGGCUUAUUUGAUCAACAGUUGGCACUUCAGUGGAUCCAAAAAAAUAUAGCAGCCUUUGGUGGAAAUCCUAAAAGUGUAACUCUUUUUGGAGAAAGUGCAGGAGCAGCUUCUGUUAGCUUUCACUUACUUUCUCCUAGAAGCCAUCCAUUUUUCACUAGGGCCAUUUUGCAAAGUGGAUCUUCUAAUGCCCCUCAGGUAGUAAUGUCUCUCUAUGAAGCCAAGAACAGAACUUUGACCUUAGCUAAAUUUCUUGGUUGCUCAAGAGAAAAUGAGACUGAGAUAAUCAAAUGCCUUCAAAAUAAAGAUCCUCAGGAAAUUCUUCUGAAUGUUCUUUCCAAUGAGUCUCUUGUGUCGGUAACUUUUGGCCCAACAGUGGAUGGUGAUUUUCUCACUGACAUGCCAGAUAUGCUACUCCAGCUUGGACAAUUCAAAAAAACCCAGAUCUUGGUGGGUGUUAAUAAAGAUGAAGCGGCAUCAUUAUUGGUGAGCUCGGCAUCAUUAUUGGUAUAUAGAAUACCUUGGUUCAGCAAAGAUAAUAGCAGCAUCAUCACCAGAAGACAAUUUCAGGCAGGUUUAAAUAUAUUUUUUCCAGAAGUGAGUGAUUUUGGAAAGGAAUCAAUCCUCUUCUAUUACACAGACUGGGUAGAUGAUCAGAGGCCUGAACAUUACCGGAAGGCCUUACAGGAUGUUGUUGGAGACUACAAUAUUAUAUGUCCUGCCUUGGAGUUCACUAAAAUGUUCUCAGAAUUAGAAAAUAAUGCCUUUUUCUACUACUUUGAACACCGAUCCUCCAAGCUUCCUUGGCCAGAAUGGAUGGGAGUGUUGCAUGGUUAUGAAAUUGAGUUUGUCUUUGGUUUACCUCUUGAAAGAAGAGCUAACUACACAAGAGCUGAGGAAAUUUUGAGUCGAUCCAUAAUGAAAAGCUGGGCAAAUUUUGCAAAAUAUGGAAACCCGGCUGGGACCCAGAACAAUAGUACAAGAUGGCCAGUCUUCAAAAGCACUGAACAAAAAUAUUUAUCCUUGAAUACUGAGUCUUCAAGAAUAUACACUAAACUACGAGCUCAACAAUGCCGAUUCUGGACACAAUUUUUUCCUAAAGUCUUGGAAAUGACAGGAAAUAUUGAUGAAGCAGAACAAGAGUGGAAAGCAGGAUUUCAUCGCUGGAACAAUUACAUGAUGGACUGGAGAAAUCAAUUUAACGAUUACACUAGCAAGAAAGAAAGCUGUGCAGGUCUCUAA
This is a messenger RNA of Orycteropus afer afer, 1821 nucleotides long. It is a transcript of the gene BCHE, whose product is annotated as butyrylcholinesterase. Gene Ontology annotation, biological process: acetylcholine catabolic process; choline metabolic process. Gene Ontology annotation, molecular function: acetylcholinesterase activity. Gene Ontology annotation, cellular component: plasma membrane. Lineage: Eukaryota; Metazoa; Chordata; Mammalia; Tubulidentata; Orycteropodidae. The record is from RefSeq and is a predicted model, not a curated record.